Messenger RNA from Rhinocladiella mackenziei CBS 650.93, 1230 nucleotides. RefSeq lists its product as uncharacterized. Bases 1 to 1230 code for a protein of 409 amino acids. Gene Ontology annotation, biological process: spliceosomal tri-snRNP complex assembly. The record is from RefSeq and is a predicted model, not a curated record. Lineage: Eukaryota; Fungi; Ascomycota; Eurotiomycetes; Chaetothyriales; Herpotrichiellaceae. The transcript has a single exon.
AUGACGUUUAUCGGAGUAGACCUCAUAUCAUUCAAGGCGCUCCCCAGCUCCCACAACGUUACAAAUAUCCGCAUCACAAACAUCCCGCCAGGCCUGCAUUUUCUGUACACGGGAACAGAUGCCUCACUGUCCAUUCGGCACGGUCGAUGGCUGAAUUUCACGGCGACCAAGCCGCAAUGGUACGUACUGAGAUGGAACUCCGACGCUGAGAACCUCGACUUGCUAGACCACGAUGACCCAGCGGCACAAGAAGCGAUUCGGUCCCCAUCGACCCGUGGACUGGUUGACUACGCGGCCCUGCAGGAUGCGACCUCAAGCCUCGCUACAAAGGACUCUAGAGAAGCAGGAGAUGGUUCUACACCUCCAUACGAGGAGCGGCGAGCAGAAAGCACAGACUGGCCCGCCCUGACCAGACACAUGUCGCCGACAUUUUUGACCCGCGCUCUCUCCUCAGACAGCCACUGGGUUGUGUCUUCCGUCUCCUCGGCGCCGAGUGACACAGAGUGCAUUCCGGGCCUCUCGCAUCUCGAGGCCUCGGACACGCUGCAACAACACCCACUAAAUCUGCUACCUAUCAAUCUGAAGCAGACCUGGGCGGCCGGCGACAUCGGACGAACGAGGACUGACCGGGCACGAGACAGAAGCUGGUAUCUCUCACAACUCAUUGAGAGCGUAACUCCGGUGAACGGGGACAAAGCAAUCGGAGCAAAGGAAUUGCUGGGCGAACUGCAAUUCUGUUUCCUGAUGGUGCUCACUCUCGCGAACUACAGUUGUCUAGAACAGUGGAAGAGGCUGCUUAAGGUGUUUCUGACGUGCCAGAAUGCGUUGCGUGAGGCGGAAGCGUAUUUCGUCCAAGUCGUCAAGGUUCUGCGUCUGCAGGUCUGGCAUGUGGAAGACGUGGAGGGCGGCUUGUUCGAGAUGAGAGAUGAAGGGGGCAGCGCAUGGCUACGAGCCCUUUGGGGACGAUUCCGAGAUCUAGUUGAUGAGGUAUUUGGAGAUGGAAAUGGGGAGGAGAAGGGAGCAGUAGCAGCAGCAGGUCAAAGUCUGAGGAGGGAAGUUGACGCUUUGCAGAAACUCUUCGAGGAUAGAUACGGAUGGCAGAGUGAGAGGGAUAUUCUAAGGAGAGGCUUGCUGGAAUUAGAGGAUGGUGAAAGGGUCGAGGUUAGUAUGUUGGGAGUAGACGAGGAUGAAGAGACGGGAGAGUAUGCACCUGUUGUAGUCGAGACGUAA